CUUACAUCAUUCGAUAUAGCUAAUGAGGCUUCACCAUGAAUUCACUUUUCCUCAGCAGUUGCCCGAUCUGUGAAAAAGUUUACUCGCAGGAGCACUCAUACAACCGUCACGUCAAGUACUGUCAUCGUGCCCAGGCUAAUCGCAAAGGCCGGCCAAAAUCCUGCAUUGCUUGCAGUACAGCCAAGACCAAAUGCAGUUUUUCCAACCCGUGCUCUCGCUGUGAGAUGAAAGGCUUAGAAUGCACCUAUGCCCAGCCAAGGCGAAACAGCGAGCGACCGCAGCAGCCGCCGAGGGCAAUGAAUAUUGAACAUCCUCUUACUCCAGACACGCUGUCAACCGUGGCUUGGUCGGCCAAUCCCUGUGACCCACCGAUUGAGCAGGGUGGCUUGGUAAUUGACAACAGUAUCGGAAUGCUUGCUCCUUUCAAUAAUCUCACAGAGAUAAGGAAAUUGAAAGGAGCUGUCGACGUCAGCGACCAGCCACUGAACUUCGUUUCCCGAACAGCACAAAAUUACCCCUUCGACAACACGGCAUUCCAGCAAGUAGCCGUAAGAGAUCUCAAUCACCUUCCCUAUAAAAAUCCUACAUUAAAACAAGCCGCAACGCUUAUCGUGCACACACUCUAUGCCUUCCCACAGAUGAUGCUUCGCCGACAGACUUUUCCGCCAUUCAUUCAUCCUCAUUGGCAUAAACCAUGUCUUCCAGAGAAAUUGGCAAGUUGCAUGAGCAUUGCUCAACUUUUUGUGGCGAGAACACCCGAGACCCGGCUUUUUCUUUGGCGUAUAAUCGAGGCAGAAGAGCAGCGAUUCCGAGAUGAGGUGAUGGGACUAUCUGCUCGCGAGAUUCAGCCUGCUGUUCAAGCCAUGAUUAUUUACAUGAUCAUGGCAAUCAUUGAUCAAGAUGCUGAGACUCAGGAACGUGGGGCAAGAAUGCUUGAGACAGUUGAAAUUCUCAGCUCGCGAUUUCGUGGGCUUGUGGAUGGCUACUCAAAGACCGAACAAGCCGAGCCAAGUUUGAUGUGGGAAGAUUGGGUGUUUGCCGAAUCACGUAGACGUGUGGCAUGUCUCUGGUUCAUAAUCAGCUGUGUCAUUGCCAUCGAUGUUGAGAUUCCCUGUUCCGGGUGUGGUCUCUUAGAGGACCUGCCCCUUAUAUCAAACAAAACGCUCUGGGAGGCGCGAAGCCGAGAAGAAUUUCACGUGGAAAAGGCAUUUUACGAUGUGAGCGGUCCCAUGGUCACCUUAGGUGAGCUCGUCAAGGUUAGAAAGAACCAAACCGACCCGUUGAGUGCUCAAAAGUUGCAGACUUGGGAAGCUGGCAGUGAUAAAAUGGCUGUUCUGUUAAAUAUUGCCACGGACUUUGUUUGGACACAGAUGCUUUGAAUGAGA
Ilyonectria robusta is the source of this 1385-nucleotide messenger RNA. RefSeq lists its product as uncharacterized. Gene Ontology annotation, biological process: regulation of DNA-templated transcription. The coding region runs from base 36 to 1379 and encodes 447 amino acids. The transcript has 5 exons. The record is from RefSeq and is a predicted model, not a curated record. Gene Ontology annotation, molecular function: DNA-binding transcription factor activity, RNA polymerase II-specific; zinc ion binding. Lineage: Eukaryota; Fungi; Ascomycota; Sordariomycetes; Hypocreales; Nectriaceae.